Molecule: messenger RNA, 2058 nt
Organism: Cynoglossus semilaevis (tongue sole)
Lineage: Eukaryota; Metazoa; Chordata; Actinopteri; Pleuronectiformes; Cynoglossidae
Gene: cdip1
Product: cell death-inducing p53 target 1
Exons: 6
Coding region: 269-883 (204 amino acids)
Biological process (GO): intrinsic apoptotic signaling pathway in response to DNA damage by p53 class mediator
Cellular component (GO): cytoplasmic side of lysosomal membrane; cytoplasmic side of late endosome membrane; nucleus
Molecular function (GO): zinc ion binding
Source: RefSeq, a predicted model, not a curated record
AACAUUUGAAGUAAAACCUAGACCAGUUUGGACGGUUUUCUUUUGUAAAUUUACGAGCAGCUAAUCUUACUGAGCGGAUGUUGAUGUUAUUAACGUCAAACUAAGUUGAGCUGCACCGAGGAAGCAUCGUUGCGUCUCUUCCUUCAUUACAGGUUUCUUAAAUCGUGACUGGGUCAUUAUUUUCCAGGUGUAAAAGAGUGAAAGCACAGGAGAGUCGUGCAAGAAGUCGUGUGUUCCGCCCUUCUUCCUACCCAGACAUCUGGACAGUAUGUCUAAUGAUCCUCCUCCUCCAUAUCCAGGGCCCAACGCACCGCCCUUUGAUGAGAAGAAUGGACAAAGAGUUCCCAUAACAACUGCUCCUCUACUGGGACAGCCACUGCCUCCAGAAUAUGGUCCUCCACCUUACGAGGGCCACCAGCCGGGCUUUCUGCCCCCACACGUCCCUGGAGAAGGACCCAUGCCAAUGCCAAUGCCGAUGCCUCCACCACCGCAAGGUGGCAUUUACCCACCACCUCCGGGUCAUUAUCCUCACCCGAUGCCUGGACACAUGGGCCCCGGCUCCAGUCACUUUGUUCACAUGGGGGGCCACACAGCAACCGUCCUGGCUCCUCCGGGGGGGGCCACCACCGUGACCGUACUGCAGGGGGAAAUGUUCCAGACGUCACCUGUGCAGACAGUUUGUCCACACUGUCAGCAGGCGAUCGUGACCCGCAUCUCUCACGAUGUGGGUCUCAUGAACACACUCUUCUGCCUCUUCUGUUUCUUCGUUGGUUGCGACCUGGGCUGCUGCUUGAUUCCCUGUCUGAUUGACGACCUCAAGGAUGUGACACACACCUGCCCCAACUGUAAGGGCUACAUUUACACAUACAAGCGUAUAUGCUAACCCACCGACAGCUGUUUGUUGCACAGAGACAUGUACGGGCACACACCUAUACUCACAGCACCUCAGGCUGCAGGUGAUGUCAGGCUCUGAUCCCCUCUCCCCCAUGCUUCUUUUUUCGCAAGUGUUGUGUAGCCUUCCUCAAUCGUAAGUGUAGUUUUAUCACGAGUUCGCAGAAAAUGAGCCAUUUCGGUAAUUCUUUUAGAAUUGACGUAAUAAAAAAUGCAUUUAAACACAAAAAAACCUCUCGCUGAACUACACAGGGUGCAGGACUCUGAUGUGAUUAUAGGCAGAUGAUCGUGAUCCUACGUGAAGAAUGAUUUUUUUUUUCUUUCCGUGUCGCAUUUGUUAAAAGGAUAAGUGAAAACAAACUGUGAAACGGGUCAUUAUAUUUAUUCAAAAUAAUCUGUGCGUAUUACGUAUGUUACAUAAUCGUUAUUUUCUUAUUUUAAAUAUUGGACUAACUACUCGUGGUCAGUUUAUUUUUGUGAAAUUCACAUUUUGACACUGUUGUUACGUUGUUUUGAAUCCUUUGGUUUUGACUGCAUUGUGGAUGCAAGGAGACGAAGGGCCAUUGUAUUUUUGCAAUGCUAACGUAAGGACUGGUGAUAAUUGAAGGAAAAAAAAAAAACUAAACGGCAUUGAGACUCCUGGGUCUUUUUAUUGGGCACUUUUCUUAACAGUAAAAGAUUUUCUUCAGGCAAGCUAAAGCAGCCAAUCAGAUGCAAUCUCUGCCGCCUUAGGAAAAGCUGAAUUUCGUUCAAGUCGUUUAACCGUGUUGAUUUUUUUUUUUUUUAAAUGUCUAGAAGUCUCUCAGUACUUAGAAUGGACAUUAACGUGGUAGAGUUGAAGACGUGCAAUUUAAUCAUUAAACUUUGACCCUCCUGAUCCUUACUAAAUCCUGUUACCUUUAGUUUUUUUUUUUAAAUUAUUUGUCAUUGUUCAAGAUAGGCUUGUUUGAUGAAGGAGCUUACACUGUUAACCUGCCGGACUUCAUUGACUAAUUAACACAGUGUUGAUUAAUUAAAGACUUCAUUACCGUCUGUUCAUGCUGUACGUGUUUCUGAGAUUAAAGCUAACAUUUGCACUUUAUGUUGAAUUACCCUCUCUUACAUAUAUUUCCCAGCCUUUACUAAUCCUUUAAAGAAAAAUAAACAUGAUUUGAAAUGUUGUUCAAA